AACGACAAAACGAUCUAAACCAUCAAAACCAGACAUUAAUGAAAAACUACUUUUACUUCACAGCUGACUUUAAAUAUUUCCCUCUUAAAUUUGAUGCAAAAAAAUCUGGUAAUAGUGAAACAUAAUUUUUAAGAUGGGCCGGUCUCCCCCCGCCCCCCUCCCCGCAUCUUGCAGCACAUUUUGAUGGGAUCGGGAUGUUGGGUUAGGGUUCGACGAUUUUUUAAAAAUUAAUUCGAAUUAAUUUAAGGAUGUGUUGGUGCAAACAGAUAUUGUGCAUCGGAAAAAUGUUGCAUUAUUGAUACAUUUGUUAAGUGCACUCUGCUAUCAAUAGUAGGAAAUCAACAUGUAAGAAUAACGAGUCUCCGUUAAUGCCGUUUAAAUCCGUUUUAGCAUGUCCAUUAUCGCCGAGAGGGUCCUAUCAUCCAUCUCUAGCUGAAGAAUCCAACACCCAACAACCAUCCUCUUCAUUAUGGUCAAUUUUUUGGCAAACUAGCUGCUCAAUUUUCUUUGUUACAUCGUCAUUUGACUGCAGUUUAGUGCCUUUGCACUAUGCACACAUCAAGCCAACCAAGUCAGCCCCCGCUGCCACCACUCCCUCCGCUGCCUCCUGGCUUGCCUUUAUCCAUACUACCUCCACUUCCUCCAGGUCCUCCACCAAGUGGCCCACCUCCCCCACCUGAGGCACAGUCUGCCCCUGCUACCCAUGCAAAUGGAACACAUGAAGAACCUGCUCCUGUUUCCUAUGUGGCUGUUCAGGGAAGCUCUAGGCAAAUCCAGGAAUCCUUUGCUUUGGAAAUGGCCUAUCCAAGUCCUUUUGAUUUUCAGUUCCUACAUCAUGCCCCUACUCCUAGCCCCUUUUUUCAGGGGCUUCCAUUUCUUCCUCCCAUGUCAGUGCCUCCACCUUUGUUUCCAGUUCCUCAGCCCAAUUUUAGUGUUCCUCCUCCUCUCCUGAAACAGCCUCAAUUUGACGCCUUGAAGUGGAAAACAGGAUUUCCAUUUCCACCCCCUGGGUAUGAUGCCACCUUACCAAAAGAACAGGACAAUGACUUACAGAGCCAAAAAACUAGUAGAGAGUCCAUUUCUCGUUCAAGAAGAUCCAGAUCACGAUCUCCAAAACGCUCUUCGUCUAGAAUAAGCUCAAGGCACUGUAGGUCUAACAAUUAUGCUAGAAGAUCACGAUCCAGAAGUCCUAUCAGGGAAAAGUCAAGGUGUUUAUCUGAUCGAAAUAGACGUUCCAGGUCACGAAGUCAUGGAAGACAGUCUAGAAAGACCAUUUCCAGAAGGUCUAGAUCAGGAAGUAGAGUAAGCCGACGCUCUAGGUCCAACAGUCAUUCAACAAGGAGGUCAAGAUCUCCCAACCGCGAUCGGCGGCGAUCGCGAUCUAUCAACCGUGUGAAGAGGCGAUCAAGAUCUUCUAGUCGUGAUCGUCAGCAGUCUAGAUCAACCUUUUCUUCUAGGAAGAGAUCCAGAUCAGCUAGCCCUUGCUAUCAGGGUAAUCGUAGAAGAUCUAAAUCACACAGCAGAGUGCUCGAUCCAUCCAAGCGCAACAGGAUGUCACCAUCUAGAACUUCCAAAAGGUUAAGACAGGAGAGUCCAAAACAAUCAAGUGAUAAUCAAAUUGAACCACAGAGGAAUGGCUCACCUUUGUCUGGGCAAAAUAACGAUGAAUGCAAUAGUUUAAAUGGAUUAACGAGGCAAGAUUUAAAAUGUGAAGACCCAGCCUCUAUGGAGGGUCCUGAUUUGUCUUCUAAAGUGGUUGCAGACAACAGGAAAAUAGAUUCUGUAGUUUGGAAAGAGAAGAAAAUAUCUCCUGAUGCGAGGAAAAAUGGGGAGUCAUUGUUUGCACGGGAACGGCAGCAGUCCAGAUCCGAAAGAGAAUCUUUGGUUGAACGAUGGAGACUUAAUAAUUGCAAAAACUUGGAAGAAAUGGCAAAUAAACUGGAUGUCUUAUCUAAAAUGGAAGCUGAUGAAAUUAUUGAGCUAGAGAAACAGACUUGGACGCGGUCUGCACCUGCCGAUCUUUAUUACAGGAGGAGUCCUCAUCACCCCAAUCUGAUGGAGGCAACACCUAAGCUGCUGGAGCUUUGUGAACAGUUUGACUUCCAACUUAUUCAGAGGGCAGAGCGUGCACGUGAGACAUUUCCAGUCCAACAGCCAUCUCCGAGGAGGACUAAAUUUAGAAUGUGCAGGCACGCAAAAGAAGAUAAUUCGUCAUCAUCUAGUAGCUGUGAAGAUAGUUCAUCAGAUGAAGAAGAUAAGGCUAUGAUUGAACUGGAGAGAAAAAAGAAGCAUCCCCAAAGACUUCACCCUGAACUAUGGCACAAUGAAACAGGAGAGAUGAAUGAUGGGCCUUUAUGUCGCUGUAGUCAUCGUGCUCGUCGUUCAGGAAUCAGGCACAAUGUUUAUGUCGGUGAACAAAAACUUGAGAAAUGUAACAUAAAUACCAACAAUGCAGGAAAACUGUACCAUUAUCGUAUAACCAUGUCACCUCCUGUGAAUUUUUUGACCAAAACUCCUACAAUAAUUGAACAUGAUUCCCAUGAGUACAUUUUUGAAGGAUUCUCUAUGUUGUCACACUUCCCUCUUGUGAAACUUCCAACAUGUAAAGUAAUAAGGUUCAACAUAGAGUACACAAUCUUGUAUGUAGACGAAUCAAUGCCUGAAAACUUCACAAUUAAGGAACUGGAUUUGUUCAAUAACUACCUUUUUCAUGAAGUGUUGGAGCUACUUGAUUUAGAUUUGAGAGCUUUUGAGGAUCCUGCUGGUUGUAAUCAAUUUCAUUUCAUGCCAAGAUUUGUCCGAGAUCUACCUGAGAAUGGCAAGGAAAUACUGUCAAUGAAUGAAGUUCUUAAAUACUUACUGAAGAGCAAUAAGCCCCUUGUACCAGAAGAACGUUUGAAUGAAAUUUACAAUAUGUCUUUAUAUGAUUGGCAAACAUUUGCUGAUGAAGUGAAAUGCAUGGUUGUAACUAAGCCAGGUAUGAAGCCAUGUUCUUUGCGUGUUGACCAACUAGACCGAGAAACUAUGGAUGAGGGCCGAUUUCCUGAGAUAGUUCACUUUGGUAUUCGUCCUCCUCAACUUAGUUAUGCCGGCAAUGCAGAGUACCAGAAACAAUGGAGGGAGUAUGUAAAAUUUCGUCAUCUACUUGCCAAUAUGGCAAAGCCAUCAGCUGAAGACAAGCGCAAACUUAUGGGGAAAGAAAAUCGGCUUCAAGAAAUGCGCACUGUUAGCAAAAUGAAACGUGAUGUUACUAUUGCUCUCAGUAGUCAAGGAUUUUGCAGGACAGGAAUCAUGUGUGAUAUAAUUCAGCAUGCCUUAUUGCUGCCUGUUUUGGUUUGCCACUUGAGAUUUCACAAGUCUCUUGACCAAUUAGAAGAAGAUAUGGAUUACAAGUUUAAAAAUAGAUACCUACUACAGCUUGCUCUUACCCACCCAUCCUACAGAGAAAAUUUUGGAACAAAUCCUGAUCAUGCACGUAACUCUUUGACCAAUUGUGGAAUAAGGCAGCCUGAGUAUGGUGACAGGCGCAUUCAUUACAUGAAUACUCGCAAAAGAGGAAUCAAUACUCUUAUUCAAAUAAUGUCAAGGUUUGGUAAAAAGGAAGCUACAGAGUCAAAUAUUGGUCAUAAUGAACGAUUGGAAUUUCUGGGUGACGCUGUUGUUGAAUUCAUCACAAGUAUACAUCUUUUCCACCUUUUCCCAGACCUUGAAGAAGGUGGAUUGGCAACUUAUAGGGCAGCUAUAGUUCAAAAUCAACACCUUGCUGUUAUGGCCAAGCGCUUAAAUCUGGACUCAUACAUGCUGUAUGCUCAUGGAUCUGAUUUAUGCCAUGAUUUAGAGUUGAGACAUGCUAUGGCAAAUUGUUUUGAAGCUCUUAUGGGUGCCUUAUUUCUUGAUGGAGGAAUUGAGGUGGCUGAUAAAGUUUUUGGCUCUACCUUGUGGAAAGAACAGAUGAGCCUUGUUGAUGUUUGGAUGAACUAUGCCCUACAUCCCCUUCAAGAACAAGAACCUGCUGGAGACCGUCAAUGGAUUGAGCAUUUCCCUGUUUUGCAGAAAUUGACUGAAUUUGAGAACAGGACUGGUAUAGUUUUUAAACAUAUAAGACUGCUUGCCCGAGCGUUCACUGAUCGUAGUGUAGGCUACACUCACCUUACCCUAGGAUCUAAUCAACGGUUAGAAUUUCUGGGUGAUACUGUCCUGCAGAUCAUAGCAUCUGAAUAUCUGUACAAAUUUUUCCCUGAACAUCAUGAGGGACAUCUUUCGCUUUUAAGAAGUUCAUUAGUCAACAAUCGAACUCAAGCAGUUGUCUGUGAUGAUUUGAGUAUGACCGAGUUUGCACUCUAUGCUAAUCCUAAGCAUGACAUUAAAACAAAAGAUAGAGCAGAUUUGUUGGAAGCAUAUCUUGGUGCACUUUACAUCGACAAGGGCUUGAAGCACUGUCAUCUAUUCUGUGAGGUUUGCUUCUUCCCAAGAUUGCAAGACUUUAUUAUGAAUCAAGAUUGGAACGAUCCAAAAUCUAAACUGCAACAGUGCUGUCUCACAUUACGAACAAUGGAAGGAGGGGAACCUGACAUCCCUGUUUACAAGGUUAUUCAAUGCAUGGGACCUACUAAUACACGCAUCUACACUGUUGCUGUAUAUUUUCGUGGAGAGCGAUUGGCUCAGGCAUCUGGCCAUAGUAUUCAGCAAGCAGAAAUGAAUGCUGCUAAUGAAGCACUUGAACUUUCCACAGAGCUGUUCCCUCAGCUAGACCAUCAGAGACGAGUUAUUGCCAAAAGCAUGAAAAAGCAAAAGAAGAGGGCACGGAGGGAAGCUCAGUUGAAAGCAUCAAGAGACUUUGAUAAGAAAACAGCAUCGGAUGACAGAAAUAAAUCAAGAGACAAGUACUACCGGAACCAGGACCAUCGUGAUCGCAGGAAUAGACACAGAGAUGAUGAUAGAGAAAGAGAUCGGAAAAGAGAAAGGGAAAGAGAAAGGGACAGGAACAAAGACAGAGAUCGAGAAAGAGACAGGGAAUGGGAAAGGAGUAAAGGAAAAGAUCGUUUGAAAGAUAGACCUAGGGAUAGAGAUGAUAAUAGACCAAGAGACAGGGAAAGGGAUAGAGAUAUCAGAGCAAGUGGAGGUCAAGACAGUAAAAGUAAAAGAAGAGACUCUAGAGAAAGGAGCAAAGAUGGACAACAUGUUAAAGAUAAGGAUUGGGAGAGAAAGAAAGACAAAAUUCUUGAAGCCUUAAGUAUUUCGGAUAGGAGUGAAAGUAAAAGCGAAGUCUUGUUGAAUGACUUGGAGAGUACAGGCAAACAUAAUAUUCAAAAGAUUGAAAAUUUAAGAGAGUUCUCAUACCAAGACGUCCGCACAGGAAAGGAAAGAUGGUCUAAGUAUGCAGAUGAAGAGUCAUCAAGAAAUCUUCAGCUUCACAAAGAUUUUAAUAAUUAUCCAUGGAAUACCAAAAGCCCCACAAGCAGCAGAAGCUCUAGCCCUGUUCUCAAAUCGCCACGCAGCAGCAACUGCAGCAUUAAGUGUAGCAGUAGUAGUGGUUCAAGUAGUAGCAGCUCUGAAGAGAAUUUUGGAAGUGAGGAGGAAGUUAAUUGGCAUGUGCGCUCAGACCUCAGUUCAGAAGAAGAAGAAGAAGCAGCAGCAGCAGCUGAAGAAGAAGAAGCAGCUGAAGCAACAGCAGCUGAGGCAGCAGUAGAAGAAGAAGCAGCUGAAGAAGAAGGAGCGGCCGAAGAAGAAGAAGCUGAGGAAAAAACAGAGAAAGAUUGUGAGGAAACGACAACGGAAGACGUUUCAAAUGAAGGUGCUAAUGCAUAAACUUAAGAAUAUGGGGAGGGGGUGGGGGGGUUGGGGUUUGUAUCUGCCAUAAGUUUUGAUGAUUGACAAUGCUAAAUGUAAUCAAGGUAAUUGUUUAGUAGUUUUCUACUCAUUCUAUUAGUUUCUAUUUGUUUAUUUGUCCCUUUUCUGUUAAAGACCAAAGAAGCCUCUGGAAGGCUGCACUUACAUUGUUGUGCCUGUCAUUUAACCAUAUCAUUGAUUGAUUUUUAAUUUUUAAGAUAAUUGAAUGUGUAUCAGUCAUAUCUGUGCCUUUAAGUUGGUUCAAUGAAAGAGGCCAGACAGGAAAGCUGCAUUGCAGUUUAAGGUUACCAAGAUGUCCAAAUAACUCUGACCAAACUUUAUCCUUCAAAUUUAGAACCAAGAAUGGAUAAAAAUAGUUUUAUGCUAACCCCUAUUAUUAUAUCAAUUUAUAUCUCAUGAUUUUAAAAUUUCUUUAAACUUGUAAGUUUUGAGUUCAUUUGGUCCGACUUCAUAAACUGUGUAAGUGUGCUCAGGACAUUGUCAUUACCAAUGAUAGUUUGGAGUCUUAUUAGUCAACACAAUGAAUCUAAACCACUGUGAUAUCUUUCUUCACAAGAGCCUUUAAUUCAGCCAUUCUCAUCAUUUUUAACAGUCAGUGAGGACUUUGUUUAAACCAUUUUCUUGCUUUAUUUUGUAAUUUUUAUUUUUAGUUUGUAAGUUUUCUGUACCAUGAGAGGUAUCUUUACUUCUGUGAUUAAGUAACCCUGUAAAAGAUGAUAGAGUAACUAAUUUUGAAACUUUAUUGAAACUCAAGCUGAUUUUAGGAUCAGUGUCUUGGACUGUGUUGAGAGGCUAAGAAUAAAUUGGAUGCCAAAUAAAUCUCAUCUAAAUUUGUUUUUGUUCUUUGUCUGGACACUGCCACUAGUCCUCAAAUAGUGCUUAAAAUCAGUGUCUUCAAUUUGUUGCUCUUUUACUUAUUGCAUUCAUUUUUUAAUACUAUUUCAGAUUUUUAUGCUCUGUUUUAUAAUUGUACUGUACAAUUGUGUUCCAUUCCAGCUCUGUAAUCUGUACUUAAUUUUUAUUUUAAGGUGAAGAAUUGCAAUUGAGGUAAUUGAAAGAACCUUCCUGUAAAAAGAUUACACAAAUGAAAUAUGAAUGAAUCAAAUCAACGAGUGCGUUUAUAUAUAUUUAUAUAUACAGUAAAACCCGGUCGGGCCGGCGUCUAAAGCACGCUAAAGGUGGGAAAAUGCUGUAAACUGGUUGAUUUGUAUAGAAAAACUGGAUUUUGGUUCGUGGAAAGCGCGGGGUGUCUCUCUGAUUGUUACCGUAUACAUGCGAAUUUAAGCCGCACCUUUUUGCCGAUUUUUGGAGCCCGAAAAGUGGGUUGCGGCUUAAAUUCGUGUGCGGCUUAAAUACGUACCAAAAGUGCAGUUUUUUUUACCAAAAUCGCCCGUUUAAUAAGGGGGAGAGUAUAGUUCCGUAAUAAGACUGCGCUACGAUCGCUGUUUUGCUGUCACGGGAGAAUAUUUGGAGGCUAUCUCUUUAAGAGCGGUCGAACGAACGAACGAACGAUCGGACGGCGGGACGCGGGUGAAUAUCGUUAUAAAAGCUUUUACAUUCGCUGCAAAUUAUGUUCAAUGACAUUUUGAAGAUGGAGGAAGUAACGGAAUUGCUUUCCACUACAAAUACUGACUAUUGUGUGCAGAGCCAUACUCUCGGUGUUCAGACGCGUGAAUUCGUAGACUGUCUACCCAACUCAUUUAGGGCCAGUAUUGGGGGGAAAUAUUAAAUCCUGUUAAUUUGUCCUUCUUUAAAAUAUGUCAUUUCAUAGAUUGCAGUAAAUUUAAAAGCUUUAAUAAGCUCAUUUACACUUGUCCCGUCGUUCGAUCGUUCGUUCGUUCGUUCGACCGAUCUUAAAGAGAUAGCCUCUUGGGGUCAGGGAAGGAAGGGAAGUCCUUAAGGGACGGGGUGGGGGAGGGGGCGAGUCGGUUCUGACAGCAAAACAGCGAAACGUAACACAAAGGACUGCAUAUGAAUGACCCUUGCGACCGAGUCGCGUAGAUCAUUCAUCUGCUACCUCGGCUCUACGAGCCUAAUAGGUGCGGCUUAAAUUCGCAUGUUAACGCUUUUUCGGCUCCAAAACUGGGGUGCGGCUUAUAUUCGGGUGCGGCUUGAAUUCGCAUGUAUACGACUGGAACAGUGGAGAAAAUCUAGAGGCACCAGGCCGUGAGUUAGCGAGGAGCUGCACUCACUCUUCCCUCCUGCUGUCUGGAUCAGCUCCGGUUGUGCACCACAGGUGUGUGUGUUUCGUUCGGUACAAGUUUUAAAAAUAACUAGUAGUUUGAUGAAAACUGACGAAAUUACAUUUCCAGAAAAAGCUCCCAUUUAACUUCUUUGGAAGUGCAGUAAGGGUUGCUGAUGAAACUAAGGGUGCUAGCUCCAUUUUGUUCAAAGUAAUGGAAGAAAGAGAGAAAAUAAAGAACUUUCCUGAAUGUC
Frankliniella occidentalis (western flower thrips) is the source of this 8286-nucleotide messenger RNA. It is a transcript of the gene drosha, whose product is annotated as ribonuclease 3. The coding region runs from base 550 to 5808 and encodes 1752 amino acids. NCBI's taxonomy places the organism in Eukaryota, Metazoa, Arthropoda, Insecta, Thysanoptera, Thripidae. The transcript is spliced from 22 exons. The record is from RefSeq and is a predicted model, not a curated record. Gene Ontology annotation, cellular component: nucleus. Gene Ontology annotation, biological process: pre-miRNA processing; regulation of gene expression; rRNA processing. Gene Ontology annotation, molecular function: double-stranded RNA binding; ribonuclease III activity.